Molecule: messenger RNA, 1095 nt
Organism: Corylus avellana
Lineage: Eukaryota; Viridiplantae; Streptophyta; Magnoliopsida; Fagales; Betulaceae
Source: RefSeq, a predicted model, not a curated record
AUGAAGGAAGCCAUCAAAUCUUUUUUCAGAACAGGAAAAUUGUUAAAAGUCAAUGCAACCAUAAUCACAUUGGUUCCAAAGAAGGCUAAUCCAGUUUCGAUGGGGGAUUAUCGUCCUAUUUCCUGUUGCAACAUGAAGCUAACAAUAGAAGAUUGUGGAAGCUUAUUGGAGAAGAUCUCUGCCAGGAUAGAUUCUUGGUUGGCUAAGAAAUUUUCUUUUGUUAGGCGGUUGCAGCUACUGUCUUCGGAACUGAUUCGAUUAAAGCCAAAGCUUAAGGUUUCUUGGAAGCUGGUUUGUGCGCCAAAAACUGAAGGGGGAUUGGGGUUAAAGAGAUUGGAAACUUGGUCUUGCUUAUGGUGUUGGCGGAAAUUAUUGAAACUAAGGGAUUUAGCCAGGAAAUUUUUGAAGCUUCAGUUACGAGAUGUGCGGAAUAUUCAUUUGUGGUUGAACAGUUGGCACCCAGAUGGGAUCCUCCUUGACAGAUAUGGUUUUCAAACUAUAUAUGAUGUUGGGAGUAGUUUAGAAGCUAAAGUUUCAAGUGUGAUGAGAGAAGAAAAUUGGUGUUGGCAAUCGGCUCGUUCAGACAACCUGGUUCUUAUACAUAGUAAGCUGGUUUUAGUUAAUGUUGGGGAAAAGGACACCUGUUUAGAGUGUGUCGAAGAAAGGGUGUACAGUAAUGCUGAUACUUGGGAGGCACUCAGGUUGAAGCAUCCGAAGGUUUCUUGGUGGAGGUUAGUUUGGUUAGCCAUGGCAAUUCCAAAGCAAGCUUUUCUCCUUUGGCUUGCUAUUAGGGACUCUUUAGCUACAGAGAGGAAGAUGCUGAGUUGGGGAUAUAAAGGAGAUGUCUCUUGCUCCUUCUGUCUAAUAAGAUGUAUAGAAGAUAGAGAUCACCUGUUUUUCCAAUGCAGCUUUAGUAGGAGAAUUUGGAAAGAACUCUUGCAUUUGUGUCGUGUUGAUAACGAGUAUGUGGAUUGGGAAGAUAUCCUGAAAUGGGGUCUACUGGAAUUAAUGAGGAUCACAAUGAAAGCUGUCUUAUGCAGGGCUAAGCUGGAGUGCUGCUGUGUAUUCUCUUUGGAAGUUGAGGAAUGCCAUUAG